Triticum turgidum subsp. durum (durum wheat) is the source of this 897-nucleotide messenger RNA. The record is from the annotation of a GenBank genome assembly. Lineage: Eukaryota; Viridiplantae; Streptophyta; Magnoliopsida; Poales; Poaceae.
AUGGUCGUCCUCGCCCCCGCCUCCUCCUUCCACCACCAGAGGGCCGCUGCUGCUGCCGCCGCGGCGGCCGACGGCGCCGACCAAGGGUUCGCGCUCCUCUCCGCGGGCCAGUGCGGGCUCGCCGACCCUGGCGCUCCCAAGUCCGGCAGCGCCAUCCAGUUCUGGCAAUCGCACUCGCAGCCCCCCGCGACGCCGCCCGCGGUUGCCCCCGCCGACAAGAAGCAGGUGGCCUCCGCGGUGGACUACGGCGGCGUCUCCUCCGGAUCCGGCGGCUCCACCACGUGCAGCGACUGCGGCAACCAGGCGAAGAAGGACUGCCCUCACCAGCGAUGCCGGACGUGCUGCAAGAGCCGCGGCUUCGACUGCACCACGCACGUCAGGAGCACCUGGAUCCCGGCCGCCCGGCGCCGCGAGAAGCACCCGCUCGGCGGCGACCUUUCCCCUCCCGCCGCUCCUGCCACGGCGGCCACCAAGAAACCGCGGUUCCACUCGUCCCAGACCACGACCACGACCACCACCUCUCGCACCUCCACCUCCAACGGCACCUCCUCGAGCCAACAAGACGCGCCGUUCAGGGACAGCCUGCCGCGGCACGUGCGCGCGCCGGCGGUGUUCCGGUGCGUGCGGGUGACCUCCGUCGACGACGGCGCGGACGAGUUCGCGUACCAGGCGGCGGUGAGCAUCAACGGCCACAUGUUCAGGGGGUUCCUCUACGACCAGGGCGCCGACAACGGCCGCACCAGCAACGACGAGCCCAGCCACGCGCACGCGGCCGCAGUGCGUAGCAUCUCCGACCUCCACCUCGGCAACGCCUCCGCGGUGCCGCCGGACAUGUACAACACCGUCAGCGGGGCGCUCAUUCUCGGCGGGAUGGGCUAUGGUAACACCAUGAACUGA